AGGUUAUGUAAAACAAUUAAGAAUAAGAUUACAAUUAUUAAUUAAAGGUCUGACGUGCCUUUAAGAGGUUUAAAAAUAGUAAUUUAUUCAAGAAUAAAAUACUGCAUGUACUUCCCCAUAAACUGACUUCUGCACAGGAUAAGUCGUAGGACACUGCUGUAUGAGUAUAAUCUAUAAGAUCUGCCGAAUCCUGUGCUAUAAAAAUUGCUAACAGAUUCAGCCACACAAACUUGCUCGCUAGUCAUUGUCUUGUGUUUUCCUAAUAUUUGAUUGGCUGGAAAAUGGUGCGAGUUGAAAUGUCGUUCACAAUGACGUGUCUAGCUGAGGACUGCACGGCUGGCGCGGGAAAUGAAUAAAUAAAGGUUUUCAUUCUAACCCCCGCAAGUCUGAUGUUAGUGGCAUGACUGGAAGCAGAUCUCCGCCCUUCUGCUGUACAAGCCCCGUAGGGUCACAUCCCGCAGCGCAGCUGCAGUCCAGACAGGAGCAGACUGAUGCCCACACAGUGUUUGUCUUUGCGCACCGUACUGAUGUUGCGACUGGCCUGCUGCACCGCCCUUCUCUUCCUGUGUAGGCUGAUCUUAGGGCUGCCCUGGCUGCAGGUUGUCCCUAGUCUCCUCAUUUUCUACCUGGGGUCUGGUGGCUGGAAGUUUGCACAAAUCUUCAUGAAGACUGUGGGAAGAGAUCUGCAUGCGGCAGGUGUGCUGCUCAAGGUGAAGCUGAAUGUGAAGAAACACCUGCGUGAACGCAACACGAUCCCCAAGAUCUUCGCCAAGACAGUACAGCGCUAUGGGGAGAAGACCGCCCUGAUCUUUGAGGGCACGGGCGAGUCCUGGACCUUCCAGCAGCUGGACGCGUACUCGAAUCGUGUGGCUAACGUCCUGCUGCAGCAUGGCUUCCAGGAGGGCGAUGUGGUGGCCCUCUUCAUGGAGAACCGCUCCCAGUAUGUGGGGAUCUGGCUGGGCAUGGCCAAGAUCGGGGUGGAGGCUGCGCUCAUCAAUUUCAACCUGCGGCUGGAGGCCCUGGUGCACUGCGUUAAUAUUUCCGGUGCCAAGGCGGUGGUGUUUGGCAGCGAGCUAACUGAUGCCCUGCGUGAAGUACACAGCUCCAUGGGGAGGUCUGUGAAGCUCUUCUGUUCCGGGGACUGUGACCCCAAACGGGUCCCGGAGGGGACGGGGAGCCUGGACCUGCUGCUGGAGGCCGCACCCACACUCCAGCCCUCCCAGCCGCAGCGCUGCUUCACAGACAGGCUCUUUUACAUCUACACUUCGGGGACCACGGGCAUGCCCAAAGCUGCCAUUGUCGUGCACAGCAGGUACUACCGCAUGGCCGCCUUGGUGUACUACGGCUUCAGAAUGCGAUCCGACGACGUGCUGUACGACUGCCUGCCGCUCUACCACUCUGCAGGUAACAUUGUGGGGGUGGGGCAGUGCCUCAUCCACGGCAUGACUGUUGUCAUAAAGAAGAAGUUCUCCGCCUCCCGUUUCUGGGACGACUGUGUUAAGUACAACUGCACGAUCGUGCAGUACAUCGGGGAGAUCUGCCGGUACCUGCUGAACCAGCCGGUUCGGGACACGGAGCGGCAGCACCGGGUGCGAAUGGCGCUGGGGAACGGGCUGCGCCAGUCCAUCUGGGAGGAGUUCACCUCCCGCUUCCACGUGUCUCAGAUCGCAGAGUUCUACGGGGCCACCGAGUGCAACUGCAGCUUGGGCAACUUCGACAACAAGAUGGGCGCUUGUGGCUUCAACAGCCAGAUCCUCCCCUUCAUUUACCCCAUCCGGCUGGUGCGGGUGGACGAGGAGACCAUGGAGCUGGUCCGGGAUGCUGAUGGGGUUUGCAUCCCCUGCAAGCCAGGUGAGCCGGGGCAAUUGGUGGGCCGAAUCAUCCAGAGCGACCCUCUGCGCCGGUUCGAUGGCUACGUCAACCAAUCAGCCACCACCAAGAAGGUCGCCUCCAGCGUCUUCAAGAAGGGCGACAGCGCCUACCUGUCAGGCGACGUGCUGAUCAUGGAUGAGUGCGGCUACAUGUACUUCAAGGACCGGACCGGCGACACUUUCCGCUGGAAGGGAGAGAACGUGUCCACCACAGAGGUGGAGGGCACGCUCAGCCGCAUCCUGGAAAUGAAGGACGUGGUGGUGUACGGAGUGGAGGUGCCAGGAGCUGAGGGGAAGGCGGGCAUGGCUGCCAUUGCUGACCCCGCUCAGGCAACGGACCUGGAGAAGUUCGGAAGGGACUUGGAGAAGGCGCUACCCCCCUACGCCCGGCCCGUCUUCCUUCGCUUCCUACCGGAGGUCAACAAGACUGGGACCUACAAGUUCCAGAAGACAGAGAUGCGGCGGGAGGGCUUCGACCCUCGCCUGGUGUCUGACAGACUUUACUUCCUGGACCCGAGCAGGGGGCAGUAUGUGAAGCUGGACCAGGAGCUGCACUCUAACAUCCUCUCUGGGAAGCAGAAACUGUGACCCCCGAGAGCGCCCCCCAACCCCGCCCUCCCCGCCCCGCCCCACCCCGCUCCUCUCCGCCCCACCCAACCCAGGCCCCGCCCCUCGUUACCUCAGUGCCCACAGUGAGGAGCAGCAGGGUCGCCCGGGUAACCGUCAGAACUGAAACUCAUCCCAUUCUGCGCCCGGAGGGGCUCUGUGGGCCGAAGUCGGCCGUGACUGCAGGAGGGCAGGAUGUACGGAGACGGGCAGGGGCCAGGGGUGACAGGAACCCCCACAGCGCACUGAGACCCAUCCCGCCAAACCUGCAGAACGUGCAGCCGGCAGCGGCUGAUGCCGCGUGAGCAGCGGCUGGUGCCCGCGUCCCCCAGGGCCCGGGCUGCCUCUGCCAGCGCUGCGGGCACAGCUCUGAUGUGUGAGCAGAGGGGUGACCGAGCCUGCGGAGGGGCUCAGUGCUCCCAGUGCAAUAAUCCAGCGAUCUCAGUCCUCUGAAUCAGUGCAGAGCGUCUGGGUGGGUUGCUCUCAGACAAUGAAAUACAUGUCUGAUUUAGCAUAUUUUAGCUUGUAAAAUAUCAUGAGUGUGAAAUGCACAGGAUACAGGAGUGAGGUGCACUCACAGCUGGGCUGUAGGCUAGGGGUGCGUGUUGACCCUGUGAGCGGCUGUAGCAGGACGAGGCUGGAGGAGGCAGCCCCUGACGCGGGGCGGGGCGGGGCGGGGUGGGCGGGGGCUGGAGGAGGCAGUCCCUGACACGGGCGGGGCGGGCGGGGCGGGGUGGGCGGGGGCUGGAGGAGGCAGCCCCUGACGGCGGGCGGGGCAGGGCGGGGCGGGGCGGGGGGCGCGUACCACACGUUCUGCAGGUUUGGCCGGACGGGCUGGCUUCGCUCCAGCAGGCUGUCAGUGGUGAUGUGGGAAGUGGGGGCUCUGGUCCCUCCCCUCCGUGCCGCCAGCAGCCCCACCAUCCAAAGACUGUCCGGGAAGAGCUCAUAGCCCGAAGACAACGGGAAAAGGGAAGAUACUCUCUUUUUUAAAUGUAUUUUUAGUUUUUAAUCUUUUCUUUUUUUUUUUGGCGCCAUGAAUGAUCAAAACAAACAGAGCACUGUGCCUUACUGUGAGUCUACUGCCCCCACAUGGAGGACUGGUGCACUGUCCCGUGUGUCCUGCUGUCUCUCGUCAUCCUGUCCCCCCCCGUCCCCCGUCCGCAGCUCUCCCCCUGUUUUACCCUGUGUCUCGUCGUGCCCUGUUGUCACCCGGCUUGGUCCUCUGUCCUGUGAACAUGCUCCUGCGCACCCCGCCUCCUCUGGUCUCUCUGUACCCCAGCCUCCCUGUGUAGAGCUUGCUUCUGGUCUCCAGCUGUUCCAUCAUGCCAGUUUACUCACAGUGCGCCUGGUCUCGCAGGGAUCCUCUGCAAAUUCCCAGAGCGACGGUGGCAUCGUCCUUUCUGUCGAAAUAACGAGAUCAAUCAGACACCAGACAAAUAUCUGUCGUUUUUAUUGGUAACCGUGUGAAUCGGAGGGUUCAGUUACUCUCAGACUCACGUUGAGGCCAGUAUGCACAAGUGGAUUGUGUCGUGUAAAAGCUUUCACUCGUGUCUGCCUACAUUGAGAUCUUUACUCUCAAGAUGGUCUGCACGCAAGGAAGGGCAGUAGCAACAAAGGAGGCCAGACGGGAAUCCUGAUAGCAGUAGUCUGUAAUUUGAAGGGAGAGUAAGGCUUUUAGUUCUUGCAGAUCUUAUCAGCACAUUGAGGUAAGGGGCCCCAAGGGAAUAGGGGAAGAAAUGGUUCUGGAUAAACAGUCCAGUCUCUCUGUCUGUCUGUCUGUCUGUAUAUGUUGUGAUUUUGGGUGGGUGUCCUGCAGCUGUCCCAGCUGUCUCCUGUCCUCCCUCCCCACCCCCAACCCCCCCCCCCCCCAACACCCACCCCUCGUAUGCUUGGGCACUUUCAGCUGAGUUUUGUUUUUUUAUAUUUUAAAUUAUUGUUAAUUUUUUAAAUUAUUACUCUGUUUAACUGUGCAUUACCUGUUAUAUGGUAUAAUGCUGGAUUGAUUUCUGUACUGAAGUGCAGAAUAUGAAGGGAGAAGGGGACUCCGCCCAGUCGCCCCAUGUAAGGGGCGCAUGAAGGCCACUCGUUCAUUCUCACUGAGGAAGUGUAAGCCAAAUGUCCCUCUAAUGUCUGUGGCACCAUCGCACUCCCCGAGCUUCAUCAAACGCAGCUGGAAUAUUCCUGAGCUAGGCCUGAAGCCUGCACCCUGCAACGCUUCUGCAGCGAAGCAUUUCCUGCAUGAACAUUUUGAACAACUGGAGAGGUUCUUAUGGCGCUACCGUAAACAUGAGACACCAGGUCGCCAUUUCCCUGGAAACCAGGGUCUUGUACCACCUGAAUUCAUGUGUGAAUGCCGGUUCAACUUCAUUAGAUUCUUUAUGUGAAAAGAAUGAUUAGCCAUGAAUAACUUUAAAAGCAGUCAGGAUAGUACAGGCCUCAGCAGAUUAGCCACACAGGAGUCAGUUCCCACCAUGACAGGAGAAGCUUGCGAGAGGUUGGAAAUGGGUUUUUUUUCCUUGGCUUUAAUGUUUGCUAAAUGGUAAUGUGCAUCAGCAGUAACUUGGCCUGGAACCGCCUCUGGGAGCUGCAGUGUUGUUUGCUGCCUAUUGUAAAGCUGACACAACAUAUAAGUGGGUAUUUGGGAUUAGGACUGCAUUCGCAGGCUGGGUGCCAGAGGUCAUUUCACAGAGAGAUUAAUGGGAGAAGUCCAGCGUUCGCCAUUUAGGGCUACGUUUGAUGUGCUCUGGAUUCAGCUUCCCAUAAUGCCUUUGGGGAAAUGUUUGAUGGCACUUUGCCAUUUUAAUGCAGACCAGAUCUGAACCCCUCAAGGGUGCAGCAGCAAGCACAGGGUGUAGUUUGCCAGUCUAGCCUGAGGGUGGUGCUGUUUCAUUUGACCCACCGUCUCGGGGUUGUUCGACAGCUGGUGAAGCCUCAGUCUCCUGGAUUGCAUUUUUUAAUCAAUGAAUGUUAAAAUUAUACAGAAAUCAAAUGUGUGGAGAUGCCAGCACAUUGCAUCACAGUAUCAUGAAAAAUUAAUAAAAUACACAGCAUAAUAAUAUCAAACGAGGCAACCACUGAUUUCUACCCUGAUAUCAACACAGUUUUUGUUAUCAGAUUUGAAGAUCCAGAAGUAAUUGGCAUGGAACAAAGGUACAAGUUUACGUGUAAAUGAGCAAUGUUUGCUUUUCUGCUGUGCAUAGCAUUUACCCCGUCCAGCCAAUCAGAAACGUGUGGGGCAAAACCAUCCCCAAUGCUGGAAGUUGAUAAGAUGCAGCUGAUGAAGGCGAUUGGUUAAAAUGGCGACACACCACUGUGUGGCCUCUGGAACUCCCCGUCUCUCGUCCAAUCUCAAAUCCCUUCUCACAAUGCUAUUCAUAAAAAUGCACCUUUUUUUUGUCUUUUUUUGUCUUUUCUGUUUUUGGUACUCAGGAAAAACAUAUGCAGUGACACAAGGCUAGCGUGUGUGUUUCUGAGUGUACAGUAGAGGGUCAGGCUGUCGCGUGUACAGACUUUAGGGGAGAUGUGUGAGGUGUGCUGUGCCACACUGACAUCCUCUCAUCAAUAGCUGUAAAUCCUGCUCUACAAAACAACAUGGCAUCUGAAAAUCAGCAUCAAUAAAACAGAAACAAGCUUU
This is a messenger RNA of Anguilla rostrata (American eel), 6111 nucleotides long. RefSeq names its product solute carrier family 27 member 4 (gene slc27a4). Gene Ontology annotation, biological process: long-chain fatty acid import into cell; very long-chain fatty acid catabolic process; response to nutrient. The transcript is spliced from 13 exons. Bases 492 to 2459 code for a protein of 655 amino acids. The record is from RefSeq and is a predicted model, not a curated record. NCBI's taxonomy places the organism in Eukaryota, Metazoa, Chordata, Actinopteri, Anguilliformes, Anguillidae. Gene Ontology annotation, cellular component: endoplasmic reticulum membrane; plasma membrane; microvillus. Gene Ontology annotation, molecular function: long-chain fatty acid transmembrane transporter activity; long-chain fatty acid-CoA ligase activity.